CGGUACAUUUGUCAUUCAAUUUGACAGAAAGAAGCGACCCUAACCUCACAAACGUUCCAAGCGGCUUGUCUCAAUUCCGUUAGAAUGUCUGCAGAUUUUUACAUUCGUUACUACGUGGGUCAUAAGGGUAAAUUCGGGCAUGAAUUUCUCGAGUUUGAGUUCCGACCCGAUGGUAAAUUGCGCUACGCCAAUAAUUCCAACUACAAGAACGACACAAUGAUCCGAAAAGAGGUCUAUGUGCACCAGUGUGUGAUGGAGGAGCUCAAGAGGAUUAUUGUCGAUUCAGAAAUAAUGCAAGAAGAUGAUUCGUUGUGGCCCCCACCUGACAGGAUCGGUCGUCAGGAGCUCGAGAUUGUGAUCAACGAUGAACACAUUUCGUUUACUACCUCCAAAACGGGGUCUUUGGUCGAUGUGAGUCAGUCGAAGGAUCCCGAAGGACUGCGCUGCUUUUACUAUCUGGUGCAGGACUUGAAGUGUCUCGUGUUCUCUCUGAUCGGAAUGCAUUUUAAGAUUAAGCCAAUAUAAGGGUAAUUUUGUAAAGGUGAAAAAUAAAUGAUUUUGAUAAAA
Messenger RNA from Tribolium madens (black flour beetle), 567 nucleotides. RefSeq names its product protein mago nashi (gene mago). NCBI's taxonomy places the organism in Eukaryota, Metazoa, Arthropoda, Insecta, Coleoptera, Tenebrionidae. The record is from RefSeq and is a predicted model, not a curated record. Gene Ontology annotation, biological process: RNA splicing. Bases 85 to 525 code for a protein of 146 amino acids. The transcript has a single exon. Gene Ontology annotation, cellular component: nucleus; catalytic step 2 spliceosome; exon-exon junction complex.